Aspergillus uvarum CBS 121591 is the source of this 2013-nucleotide messenger RNA. RefSeq names its product FH2 domain-containing protein. Gene Ontology annotation, biological process: barbed-end actin filament capping; mitotic actomyosin contractile ring assembly; actin filament bundle assembly. The transcript is spliced from 2 exons. Lineage: Eukaryota; Fungi; Ascomycota; Eurotiomycetes; Eurotiales; Aspergillaceae. The record is from RefSeq and is a predicted model, not a curated record. Bases 1 to 2013 code for a protein of 670 amino acids. Gene Ontology annotation, cellular component: mating projection tip; cell division site.
AUGCCAUCUAUUCGGCCAAAGAAGAAACUCAAGGCACUUCAUUGGGAUAAGGUCGAUACUCCGCAGGUGACCGUGUGGGCAUCUCAUGCUCCUACUGCCCAAGCAAAGGAGGAGAAGUAUGUGGAAUUGGCGAAGAAGGGAGUCUUGGAUGAAGUCGAGAGACUAUUCAUGGCAAAAGAAACCAAGAUCUUCGGCAAGGGCGCGGGAGGCAAGCAGCGUACGGAUAAGAAACAACUCAUCUCCAACGAGCUGUCCAAGACUUUCCAGAUUGCUAUGGCCAAAUUCUCUCAAUUCCCUGCUGACGAUGUUGUACGAAUGAUUAUUCAUUGCGACACGGAAAUUCUCGACAACAUGGUUGUCAUGGAUUUCCUACAGAGGGAUGAGAUGUGCACCAUACCCGAGAAUAUCUCAAAGUCUAUGGCGCCAUACAGCAGAGAUUGGACCGGUCCAGAUGCCGCCAGCGCCGAGCGGGAGCAGGAUCCCACUGAGCUCACGCGCGAAGACCAGAUCUACCUUUAUACCGCGUUCGAACUGCACCAUUAUUGGAAGGCAAGAAUGCGUGCUCUUGCGUUGACACGCUCGUAUGAGCCAGACUACGAGCAUAUCUCCGCCAAACUGCAGCAAGUCGUGCAGGUCAGCGAGUCUCUGAGAGACUCCGUGGCCCUGAUGAAUGUUCUUGGCUUGAUCUUGGACAUUGGUAAUUUCAUGAACGAUGCCAAUAAGCAAGCUCAAGGUUUCAAACUGAGUUCCCUCGCCCGCCUCGGUAUGGUGAAGGAUGACAAGAACGAGACUACUUUUGCAGACCUGGUGGAGCGAAUUGUUCGAAACCAGUAUCCCGAGUGGGAGGGCUUUGUGGAUGAGAUUAACGGCGUUAUCGCCAUUCAGAAGCUCAACGUCGACCAACUGCGCACGGAUGCUAAGAAGUACAUAGAUAACAUCAAGAACGUCCAAGCCAGCUUGGACGCUGGCAAUCUUAGUGAUCCGAAGAAAUUCCAUCCUCAGGAUCGGGUCAGUCAGAUCGUUCAAAGAAGCAUGAAGGAUGCUCGUCGCAAGGCCGAGCAGAUGCAGCUUUACCUGGAUGAGAUGGCCAAGAGCUAUGAUGAUAUCAUGGUGUUCUACGGAGAGGACAACACGGAUGAAGGCGCUAGGCGGGAUUUCUUCGCCAAGUUGGCUACAUUCUUGCUGGAGUGGAGGAAAUCCAAGGAGAAGAAUAUCAGCCUGGAGGAGAAUCGGAAACGCAUCGAGGCAUCUCUGUCUCGCAAGCGGGUCAAUGCAGGCCUGGCGAACGGCGCCGGUACAGCUACAGAAGGGCCACAGUCACCCGCCAGCAGCGGUGCUAUGGAUUCACUUCUGGAGAAGCUACGUGCGGCGGCUCCUCAGGCGAGGGAUCAACGCGAUCGUCGGCGUCGCGCCCGCUUGAAGGAGAGACAUCAAGUCCGCGUGGCUUCGGGACAGCAAAUGCCAGAUGCCGCUGGGUCUGAAGGCGCAGAAGCCGGACAAACUGAAGAGACUGGCAGCAAUGACACGAGCAAUGCGGGUGCAAUCGAUGCCGACUCGGCCAACACGGGCCUUUUGAGUCCUCCGGUUCUGGAGUCCGAAGCUCCUGAGAAAUCGAGCCAAGACGCUCAGCAUGUGUUAGAAAGUGAUGAUGUUGCGGACCGGGCUGCAAGCAUGCUGCAGGGUCUUCGGGACAAUGUUGACGGCGAGCGUCAAAGAAGAAGACGUGAGACAGCCGAGGAAGAGCGGCGUAAACGCAGGCUGCGGAGACGCAACGGUGCUGCUAGUACCAGCAAAGACAGCGCCGAUGGCUCUGUGGUAGCCUCUGCGUCCGAACCACUUUCCCCUCCCCGGACGGAUCCGAUUGAGCCGGAUGAUGUGAGUGUCGCCAGUCCUCGAGACGGAGAUGACACAGCUCCUCGAACACCCUUGACGCCAUCUAUCGUGGUAUCGCCAACCGUCGACCAGAAACUUCAGUUACCUGGCGAUGACGAGCCGAGUGAAGGCUCUCCCUAA